This is a messenger RNA of Suillus discolor, 600 nucleotides long. Its product is annotated as TFIIH subunit Tfb4/p34. Gene Ontology annotation, biological process: regulation of DNA-templated transcription; nucleotide-excision repair. Gene Ontology annotation, cellular component: transcription factor TFIIH core complex; transcription factor TFIIH holo complex. The transcript is spliced from 4 exons. The annotation marks the transcript as partial. The record is from RefSeq and is a predicted model, not a curated record. Lineage: Eukaryota; Fungi; Basidiomycota; Agaricomycetes; Boletales; Suillaceae.
GGUAGUACCAGCCAUGCACCAAACUCGACAAAAUACUUGACAUGCAUCAUUUCAGCCAUGGAGAAAGCAUCGCACUUAUCUGUCAUAGUAGACCUAUCUCCAACGCAAUGGCACCUCUCUGCGCAAACUUCAAACCAGUAUCCACUCUCCAUCGAGACGUUUCUCUCGCAGCUUCUCGCAUUUCUGAAUGCGCAUAUCGCGUCCAAGCAUGAGAACUCACUUGUAGUCUUUGGCGCGCUUCCUGGGAAGAGUGUGUUGCUCUAUUCAUCCACGGAGUUGCUCUCGGAUGACGUGCCCUCAUUGGAUGCUAACUCGUAUCUGCCUUUCAAGCUUGUGGACUCGACAGUUGUACAGAGGAUCAUGAAUGAGUUUGAUGCUAUCGGAGAGCUCGAGGAAGAACCUUCAUGUGCAUUGGUAGGUGCUGUGACGAAGGCACUGUGUUACAUCAACCGCAUCACCCAUCCCUCAUCAACGACUGCCGGUGUUGCAGAGGACCCGUCGAUCGUCCAUGACCCUCGCAUCUUAAUCCUUUCAGUUUCACCUGACUUGUCUUCUUCGUACAUCCCAAUUAUGAAUGCUAUCUUCUCCGCACAAAAACUG